Messenger RNA from Eleginops maclovinus (Patagonian blennie), 3574 nucleotides. It is a transcript of the gene dhx32b, whose product is annotated as DEAH (Asp-Glu-Ala-His) box polypeptide 32b. The transcript is spliced from 11 exons. NCBI's taxonomy places the organism in Eukaryota, Metazoa, Chordata, Actinopteri, Perciformes, Eleginopidae. Gene Ontology annotation, molecular function: helicase activity; RNA binding. Gene Ontology annotation, cellular component: spliceosomal complex; intracellular anatomical structure. The record is from RefSeq and is a predicted model, not a curated record. Bases 141 to 2354 code for a protein of 737 amino acids.
CAGAGUCUUUCAUUUGGCUCCACUAGCAGAGGCGGACUGUGUGCUGUCCAACAGUUUGCUGAAAGCGGGACACUUCCAGACUUUGUUUCUGUGGAUCUGUUUAUGAAAUCUAAAGCAGACAGACUGGGAACUCACUUGUGAUGGAGCAGGACAUUACUGGUUUAACUGGAGAGGAGUAUUCUGAGAGGAUAUCACCCUGUUGUUCAGAUUCAGAGGCUUUGGGUCAACAAGACACUGAAAAUGAUGAUAUUUUGGAGCUUAAUCAGUUUGAUGGACUGCCUUAUUCCUCCAGGUUUUAUAAAUUGCUGAGAGAAAGGAAAGAGCUGCCAGUGUGGGAUGCAAAAUGUGAAUUUAUGGACACUUUGGCCAAAAGACGGUUUGUCAUUGUCAGUGGCUCUGCCAAGACUGGAAGAAGUUCUCAAAUUCCUCAGUGGUGUGCUGAAUUCUGCCUGUCAGUCCAGUUCCAGCAUGGCAUGGUGGUUUGUACGCAGAUUCACGCGCAGCAGGCUGUAGAUCUCGCUCUAAGAGUGGCAGAUGAGAUGGAUGUCAACAUUGGUCAUGAAGUAGGAUACAGCAUCCCUUUGGAAGCAUGUUCCAAUAAUGACUCAGUCCUAAGGUACUGCACAGACAACAUGCUCCUGAGAGAGAUGAUGUCCGACCCUCUGCUUGAGCGUUACGGCGUGAUAGUGGUGGACCAGGCCCACCAAAGGACUGUAGCCACCGAUGUGCUCCAGGGUCUGCUGAAAGACGUGGCCCUGCAGAGGCCAGAGCUCCGCGUCGUCCUCCUCACAGCUGUUGAACCCGACCCUAAGCAGCUGGUUCAUUUCACCGGGUCAGCAGCGCCUCUGAUCCGCCUGCAGAGCCCGGGCGUAGGGGAGGUGGUGCACAGCAGCACGGGCGACGGCUACUUCUGCUCCGCUCUCCGCCUGGUGCUGGAGAUCCACCACUCAGAGGAGGGAGGAGAUGUGGUUGUGUUCCUUGUGACGACGCAGGAGAUAGAUCUGGCCCAUGACAUCCUGUGCCAUGAGGGGCAGAGUUUACCCCCUGACCUGGGUGACCUCCUACCCGUUGCUGUGCACCCUGGCCAGCCUGGGAACCUACCAAUCCUGGAGGAAGGGGAGACAGGCCGGACCCGCAGAGUGUUCCUCACAUCCAGCCCAAACGAAGACUUCUUCUGGGCUGUGGGCUCAAUAAACUUUGUCAUUGAUGCCGGGCUCGAGAAAAGAAACGUUUACAACCCCAGGAUCAGGACUAACUCGGUCCUCAUUCAGCCAAUCAGCACGGGUCAAGCCGAGAGUCGCAAACAGCUGACAGGUCCAAAGGGCAAGUGUUUUUGUCUGUACCCGAAGGACAGACAGCUUCCUGUGCAGAUUCGCCCUCAUCUUGUGGAGUCUGACAUCACGUCCACCGUGCUCUUCCUGAAGAGGAUGGAGAUCGCUGGGCUGAGUCACUGUGACUUCAUCGACAGGCCGGACCCUGGUGGCCUCAUGCAGGCUUUGGAGGAGCUGGACUACCUCGCAUCUCUGGAUAAUGACGGCAACCUGUCUGAAAUGGGCAUCAUCAUGUCCGAGUUCCCCCUGGAGCCGCAGAUGGCCAAAACUCUGCUGGCCUCCUGUGAGUUUGACUGCUUCAGCGAGGUGGUCAUCAUCGCUGCCAUGCUAACAGCACCCACUUGCUUCAUGGUUCCCUCUGUGGACAUGAAGCCAGAGGCGACUCAGUGCCACAUGAGGUUCCAGCACCCGGAGGGAGACCACUUCACCCUCAUCAACAUCUACAAGGCCUUUAAACAAAACCAGCAGGCUCCAGGCUGCAAUGAGAAGAAGUGGUGUCAGGAUUUCUUCCUGAGCCACGCCGCCCUGCUGAUGGCGGACGCUCUUCGCACUGAGCUCACUGACACUCUGAAGAGGAUCGAGCUGCCCGUUUCACUACCCGCCUUCGGCUCCCGCAGCAACACCUUCAACAUCAAAAGAGCCCUGCUGGCAGGCUUCUUCAUGCAGGUGGCUCGGGAUGUGGAUGGAUCUGGGAACUACUUCAUCCUCACUCAUAAGCACGUGGCACAGAUCCACCCUCUAUCUGGAUACGGAGCCAGGAGACCCAAACUGGGCCUGCCUGAGUGGGUGCUGUUCCACCAGCACUCGUUCUCUGAGGACAACUGCCUCCGCACCGUAACCCACAUUACACCAGAGGAGUUCAUUCAGAUGGCACCACAGUACUUUUUCUACAACCUCCCACAGAGUGAGAGCAAAGACAUCCUGCAGAACAUUUUGAAUCAUCAGUACCAAGAGGAGAAAGCUGUAACGCCCCAAGUGGAACCCCAGGAGGACCAGACUUCAGACCGCUGCGUCGUACAAUAGCUGCUCCCAGGAGCUCAAUAUGUGGACAAUUGUAUGAUUAUUUUUUUCAGGAUUCAUUUCCUAUUAUCUUGGCCAUUAAUCCAUCAGUUUUAAAAAAUACAAUAAUUGGUGUAAUUAUCUUGAUUUUCAUUGACCGAUUAUAUUUAAUCCUUUUUUUGAACAGAAAAUAUUUUUACUAAAAGGAUAAUUUGCUCAUAUUUUAAAAUGUCAAAUUUUAUUAAACUCAGGCGAGGGUGAACAUUUCGGUUCCCAGCCCCGCUGACAUAAUUAAUGAUUCUGUGGCUCCUUUUCACAUGUUCCCUUCAGUCACUGUCCUGCAGUCACCCGCAGCCCUGAGGGGCCGGCCUGAUUUAUGACGUUCAGAGAGGGUUUGGGCCCACCUGCAGCUCCAUGUGCUGCGGAUACACUUCAGUAACAGCAGGGCGACUCGGUUCAUUGACGCUGCAUUCGGAACAUAAUGUUCCCUCUGCAGUGACCCGGGUGCAGGACGGACCAGCGCCAGAACCCACAGCACUCGGUCCCACUCGAGGGUAUAUUAUGUAACAAUUUUCAGUUUCAAAUGUCUGAAACGACUGGACAUCUGUUACGUAUUUUGCAGUUGUGUAUUACGAUUAUCUCAAAGGAUUCCAAAGAUUGUUAAACCUAAAGAAGAACAUCAUUUUAAUCAACAUUACAGCCCUUUGUACUGUGUCAUCAGAACUGGCAGCAUCUCCUGUGCGUAUGUGUCUGCUAGAAGCUGUCAUUAAUUGACUUUUUUCAAGUUUAAAGACAAGUUUUUAUGGUUUCUUUUUAGGAUUAUGGUCGUUUUUAAUCAUAUAUUUUAACCAGAUAAAGGAUUUUGUCAGCUGACGUCUGGAUCGUAAUGCAGCUAAAAAUGAACUCAUUUUACAAUAGUAUUUAUAAAGGACAUUAUUUAGCUUUUGCAAUAUCUGCCAUAUAAUUUGAUCCAGUGAAUCUACAUCCACACAUGAUAUUAUUACUAAAGUGGACAAAAAAAAAACACAUUCUUUAUUGUGUUUGAGAUUUUAUAUGAAUAUUUAUAUGGAAAAAUUACUUUCUAAUAGAAAACUGCAAAAUGUUCAUAAAAAGAUGUAUUAAAAAAAAGGUAGAUUUGAAUCCUAGAAUAAGAGGAGGGUCAUUUUUGUCCACUGUAGUAAUGAUAUCUUGCGUGGCGUAACAGUUACUGCGUCAUUUGACAUUAAACAUUUUAAUAAAAUCUC